Messenger RNA from Scaptodrosophila lebanonensis, 1359 nucleotides. It is a transcript of the gene PolD2, whose product is annotated as DNA polymerase delta small subunit. Gene Ontology annotation, molecular function: DNA binding. Gene Ontology annotation, biological process: DNA strand elongation involved in DNA replication; DNA replication. Gene Ontology annotation, cellular component: delta DNA polymerase complex. The transcript has a single exon. The record is from RefSeq and is a predicted model, not a curated record. Bases 17 to 1315 code for a protein of 432 amino acids. NCBI's taxonomy places the organism in Eukaryota, Metazoa, Arthropoda, Insecta, Diptera, Drosophilidae.
AAAUUGAGUUUAAAACAUGGCUGAACGUUUGGAGUGCACAUAUCAGAACUUGAGCAGCAGAUUUCUGGUAAAAUCGUUCGACUACCAGAAACAGUUUUGCCAUUUAUAUGCGCACCGUUUGGGAGAAAUGUCGCGUCUACUAACGCCGAUUAUACAAAAGAAGUUGGGCUCGCAGUACCCAAUCAAAAAACUUUGUGAAUUGCGCGGGGAGCAGAACAUAACAUGCAUUAUCAUUGGUACCAUCUACAAACAUCAAGCUCACAAGCCUAGCAUUCUGCGUGAUAUCUCUGAGGAGAACCAACUGGCGCCUCAACCACAGCGGCAAAACUAUUCGGAGCCUGAGGACAAGGUUAUUCUUGAGGAUGAAUUGCAACGCGUGCGCCUCCAAUUAGAUCAACUGCAAGGUCAUCUAAUGGCCACUGGCGUCGUUUGCGCUGUUCUGGGUGACACCGACAGCGACGGUCAUUUUGAUGUAAAGGAAAUAAUCUACCAUGAAAGUGGGCCCCAAAGGCCACUAACCACACGGGGACACAGCCGCCUUCUAGUGUUAGUUUCAGGCUUGGAUCAGCUACAGGCGCACAACUACUACGAUGCCCUAAACAUGUUUCAGUAUUGGUUGAGCGGCAGUCUCGGAAACUCCACCGACGCGAAGUCUAUGCUGAGACUCAUCGUAGCGGGUAAUUCUGUGCGCAGCACCGCCGUGGCUCACGUACCCACUCUUCAGGUGGCUCGUAACCAAGCGAAUGCCAAUGAUACUGUGCAGGCGGUCACUCAAUUAGACAGCUGGUUCGCAUCGUGGGCUCAGGCACUAAAUGUGGACGUCAUGCCGGGUGCCUAUGAUCCGGCAAACUUUAUGCUGCCCCAGCAGCCCUUUCACAGAUGCAUGUUUCCUCAGGCCUCGGAGCUUGCCUCGUUUCAAGCGGUUUCUAAUCCCUAUGCCUGUCUAAUCGACGAUGCGCUAGUUGUGGGCACCGCCGGUCAAAAUGUAGCCGAUCUGCUACGUAGUACUUCGGUGGAAUCUUCGCUACAAGCUCUACGUUGCACCCUUACGUGGGGCCAUCUAGCACCAACAUCACCUGACACACUGGCCUGCUAUCCAUACACCGACAACGACCCUUUUAUAAUGCACGAAUGUCCCCAUGUUUACUUUGCCGGCAAUUGCGACUCAUUCGAAACUGAACUGCAUGUCGGCGCAGAUGGAAAGCAAACGCGUCUGAUCUGUGUGCCAAACUUUAGCAAGACGCAAUCUGUCGCAGUAGUGGAUUUGGACACGCUUGAUUGUCGUCAAAUUGAUUUUAAUGUAGAUGGUAGUUAAAUGAGCUGGUAUUAAAGAAAGUUACGCAUUUUUAUAUGUACUUA